AACAUUCAGGGCUCGGGCAGAGGACACAACAGUGAUAAAGAGUAAGGGAUGAAAUAAAGUUAUGCGUUAGCCAGGAAUUUUCUGAGCUGCAACCCCGGAAAACAUCGUCGUCAUGUCGGACAGCGUGGGAGGAUGACCGGAUAGCUGCAUCUUCCCAACUGCACAGGAGCUGGAAGAGAGAUGCCCUUCAUGAUGAAGUGUGCUGUGAUUCUUUUAUUAACAUCAAGCUGCUUCACCUGGUCUUCAGCUAUAUAUACCAACAGCAGAGCAGCAUCCAAGAAGCUGAAGUAUCUCCUCGAGUCGCCGGUGUACCCAGAGGUCGCCGGCCGACGAGGAGGUAAUGUCACUUUGCCGUGCAUCAUCAGAGUGAAGCCCAGCCAUUACAAGGUUAAAUGGACAAAGCUGCAGCCAGAACACGUCGGGCCGGAGAACAUUAUCAUGAUAUCAAAUGCGCAUGCCUUCAAGCCGUACGGCCCCCUCGGACAGCGGGCUUCUCUCCUGAAGGCUCACACCAUGGACGCCUCCCUGCACCUCAGCCAUCUUGAGCUGGAAGAUGGCGGCACGUAUCGCUGUGAGCUGGUCAAUGGCAUCGAGGACGAAAGCGUUGAUGUUACUUUGAGGAUUGAGGGUGUGGUUUUCCCAUAUCAGAGUAAACACGGUCGCUACAAAUUCACUUACCAUGAAGCCAAGGAGGCCUGUGCUGAACAAGAUGGCAUAUUAGCCUCGUACAGCCAGCUCUACAGAGCCUGGACCGAGGGUCUGGACUGGUGUAACGCAGGUUGGCUCCAUGAUGGAACCGUUCAUUACCCGAUCAUUCAUCCUCGACCCGUCUGUGGAGGAGAGCUGCUCCCAGGCAUCCGCAGCUACGGGCCAAAGGAUAAGAAUCAUGAUCGGUUUGAUGCUUUCUGCUUCACCUCCCAGAACAGUGGCUCCCUCUUCUACAUAUCGGGGUCUUUCUCCUUCGAGCAGGCAGAACGGGCUUGUAGACGUGUGGGAGCGGAGCUAGCGCUGGUCGGCCAGCUUUACGCCGCCUGGCGCUUCCAAAAGUACGAUCAGUGCGACGGCGGUUGGCUCAGAGAUGGGAGUGUGCGCUUUCCCAUCAGCAACCCCAGGGAGCGCUGUGGAGGCAUCCCCGAGGCAGGGGUGCGCUCAUUCGGAUUCCCCAACAAGUCGACGCAUCUUUAUGGAUCCUAUUGCUAUAGGUAGCCAAAAAAAAUUAAGAAACAAAUACAAUUUUUACAUCUGUGCCUCUGUGUAAGUAGGAAAGCUCGAGAGGCCCAGAGUUCACUGUGCAGUACAUAAAGCUUGAUCCACCAAUGGAUUGGUCCAAAUGAGAAACCUCCUACCUGAAAUUCCAAUUACUGGCAGUAUUUCUUGUACUUUAUUCAUGUCAGUGUGUAAUGCUUUUGGAGAUUUCUUAGUUCAUAGCCCUGUUUCUAUUUAACUUGGUAGAUCCAGAUUUAAUCUAGAGGUCAGAGAGAAGAGCAGCUUUAAAUUAUCUCCUAAAUUCACCCAAAUAUCUCAAAAAUAAAAGGACACCCAGUGAUCGGGCCAGACAUCUGCUGAUUCUUCACAUAACUUAAAGUCUUUUUAACAGGUUUAUUUCUUCUGCAUGAGAUAACAAAAAUGCAAAUCUCUGACAUACAAAAGGAAUGUAUUUUUUCCCCAGGGUGCUUGCUACCAGCCAAAAUGCUGCUAAAAUUAGUUUGUGGCUGGUAAACCUUCAUCUUCUCUCCUGCAGUCAUUCUCUCAAACGUACUAAUGAGCCAGUAAAACAGAGAACUUCACUGAUGACACGAGCUGCUGGGACCGAUGGAAUAAUUAGCAGACUGGAAGUAAUUAGUAUGUGAUUCGUGCACAAUCAUCAGUAACACAGUUUUGGCAGUUCUGCCAAGUGUGUCCAUUUAACGCCACUCUGAUCUGCUUCCUGUGAGUUCAUCCGAGGACGCUAAAAGCUACUUAAAGAAUGAAAUGGGCUGUCUGUUAAUGACGUGUAAUUUAAUUUAUUCAAUAAAAACGCAUCCACGUGUCAGCAUAUUAAUCUGUAAAUAAAGUAUUUGUAAAUUGGC
This is a messenger RNA of Stegastes partitus (bicolor damselfish), 2069 nucleotides long. It is a transcript of the gene hapln2, whose product is annotated as hyaluronan and proteoglycan link protein 2. Gene Ontology annotation, cellular component: synapse; perineuronal net. The record is from RefSeq and is a predicted model, not a curated record. Gene Ontology annotation, molecular function: hyaluronic acid binding. The transcript is spliced from 6 exons. NCBI's taxonomy places the organism in Eukaryota, Metazoa, Chordata, Actinopteri, Pomacentridae. Gene Ontology annotation, biological process: glial cell differentiation; skeletal system development; positive regulation of neuroblast proliferation. The coding region runs from base 181 to 1206 and encodes 341 amino acids.